ACACCAGCGACUUUGUUGUGACGUCAUCAGCAAUGGACAGAAUUGUUCCUGAAAUGUGUACAGACUGAGUGUCGUUUUCUUUGUUUUAACUCAAUCCUACCUUACAAUCACACCAUAAUACUAUAAUGGCUGAUUAUUGGAAGUCACAACCGAGGAAAUUCUGCCAAUACUGCAAGUGUUGGAUUGCGGAUAAUAAGCCCAGCAUCGAAUUUCACGAAAGAGGAAAGAAUCACAAAGAAAAUGUGGCAGCCAAAAUUUCUGAGAUCAAAAAGAAGAGCGUCCAAAAAGCAAAGCAAGAGGACCGUAUGUCAAAACAGUUUGCAGCAAUGGAGGAGGCUGCGCUGAAGGCAUAUCAGGAAGACCUGAAAAGGAUGGAAAUGGACUCUGGAACUGGUUCUUGUGUCCAAACCACAGUACUGCCACAACCUAAAGCACCACCUGUGGUACUGUGUGAGCCACCACCACAUAAAAAAUAUCAAAAGAAAACUGAAAAACCAAAGAAGUCAUCAGGGGAGCAAAACCGAACACAGAGUAUGUGUUGGGUUGAAGGACGGACAGAUGACGGACACGUGUACUACUAUAACACCGUAACUGGAGACUCUCAGUGGGACAGGCCUGAAGGCUUCAUGACUGGCUCAUACUUUGUGCAGCACGGACAGCACAAGAACUCUUCAGGUAGUGCUUGGAUGGAAGGUGUCAGCCCUGAAGGAUAUACAUAUUGGUACCACACAGAAACAGGAGAGUCUAGAUGGGAAAAGCCAAAUGACUUACCCCCCACCAAUGAAACUCCUAAAUCCAGCUUGGCAUCUGGCAGUGAGAAAGCACUUCAGGAGGAGCUGACUUCAGGAGACAACGGCUGUAAUGAGGUUCAGUUAUCCCAGGACGCAGAAAUAACAGAACAGCCGACCCUGCCGUCCGUUGUCCCAGAAAAUAGAUUUAGGAAAAGGAAAGCAGAGGGGGAACCUUCAGGAAAGGAUGAAGAAGGUCAAACAAGCAACAAUAUUCCUCAAGAGGAUGUUAAGGAGGAAAAGAAAGAGGAGGUCCAAAAUACAACCAGUGAACCUGGAAUGAAAAAACAGGAAAAGGUGGCAAAAGCUAAGAAGCCAAAAUCACUGAACCCGUAUGGCGCUUGGGAACAGAUCAAGGAGGAGAAGGAUCCAUACACAAUCGUGGACUUGCAGUUGCCCAAAGUAGGAGACGAAGACAGUGCCCCGAAGGAGUUGCCACCGGAACCAAAACCCAAGUUCAAGGAGCGCAUCAUCACAUCACUCGGCGUGGAAGGCGGACCCACCUCAUUCAAGAAAAGCAAAUCACAGAAUGGAAAAUCCAGAAGCUUUCGACAAAGAGACUAUGAUGACUAGACACAUUUUUUUUCCAUUUUCUGAAUUGUAAAUGAAUUUGCUUUUGUAGUUCAAGUUCAUUUUAAUGUUGCUCUUGAACAUGUACAGGAGGUGAAUCAAUCAGCUGGCAGUAUGUGAGCAGCUGAUUGUAUGUGAGUGCAUAAAGCUGAUAAGUGGCCUUGCAGUUUCAUAAUGACAACUUCAAGGAUGCCGCAGUCUAAUAAAGAUGACGCUUUUGACACAAAA
Hippocampus comes (tiger tail seahorse) is the source of this 1586-nucleotide messenger RNA. It is a transcript of the gene wbp4, whose product is annotated as WW domain binding protein 4. The transcript has 10 exons. Lineage: Eukaryota; Metazoa; Chordata; Actinopteri; Syngnathiformes; Syngnathidae. Gene Ontology annotation, biological process: mRNA splicing, via spliceosome. The record is from RefSeq and is a predicted model, not a curated record. Gene Ontology annotation, molecular function: zinc ion binding; RNA binding; protein binding. Gene Ontology annotation, cellular component: precatalytic spliceosome; nucleus. Bases 126 to 1361 code for a protein of 411 amino acids.